AUGCUUCUUCUGUUGGCCACGCUGCUCGAGGCAUGGGGAGGAACCAGCACAGCGACGUCCCUGCGACCAUUGCCUAAAUCUGUGGUGCUUCCGGCCACAGCUACAGAGAUUCGCGGAUCAGAAACGUCGGAUUUCGCCCAACACAGCGUGCCGAGCGUGGGUGGUCCGGGGUUUGCGUUGCCGGCCACCAUGGAGGACAUCCUCCCGAAUAACCUCUGGGACGGCAAUGGCACGAGCGAGUCCGGGAAUACCAAUGAGUUCAGACCCUUGGAGACCGCAUGCCUGGGCCUUCAUGAGCCUGUGGCUGUGGAACCACAGCUGCUGAUUGCAGAGGGCGGCGGCACACACGAAGCCGCCACCACAGCCACCACCCGCUGCUCGUGA
Molecule: messenger RNA, 384 nt
Organism: Fonsecaea pedrosoi CBS 271.37
Lineage: Eukaryota; Fungi; Ascomycota; Eurotiomycetes; Chaetothyriales; Herpotrichiellaceae
Exons: 1
Coding region: 1-384 (127 amino acids)
Source: RefSeq, a predicted model, not a curated record